AUGCUUUAUUGCUUGUUUACAAUUUAUUUUUUCUUUUUGAUCGUAGUAUCGCGGACGGGCUUGAACUUCAACCGCUCAGGAACCCUAAGUGCCGAAAGAAUAAUAACUGACCAGCUGGACGAAGCGCCUCUUCCUGCACCAAGCACGCAGCCGGGGCGAUUGGCUUCGGGUGUUGGGUUCGCACGCCACGGUCGUAACUCACGGCUCGCGGUCGGGGCGACGGCGGCGGCGGCGGCGGCGACGGCGGUGCAGCCAGGUGGCGCCGGUGACCGCCAGGCGCGCGGAGGCGUGACGCCGCCUUCGCCUACUCCACCGCCGCCGCCUCCAUCGUCACCGCCGUCCGCCCACCUGCCACCGUGCCUCCACCGCUUCCGCCACCUCCAACGCCAUCCGCCUCCGCCACCGCCUCCGCCACCACCGUUGCCGCCGCCUCCACCACCGCCCCCCGCCGCCCCCACCCCUCCUCCGCCGCCGCUCAGCCCCACCAACUUCCGCCUCCAUGGUUCCCUCCUCCUCCGCCACCGCCGCCUCCACCGCCUCCGCCCGCCACGCUCUGUGCGCUGCGCCCCGCCGUCGACGCGGAGAAAGCAGCGCGCCCCGCCCGCCUGGCCGAGAGGCGCCGUGACGCCGUUCCGCGCAACGCUGCUGCCGCCGCCGCCGCCCGCGUCGCGACGCCCGCGGCGGUCAUUGUCCCCGAAGGGGGACCGCACAGGGGCACGCGGUGCGGCGGACACUGAUUCAUUGCUAGUUUGUGUUUUCUGA
This is a messenger RNA of Gryllus bimaculatus (two-spotted cricket), 762 nucleotides long. NCBI's taxonomy places the organism in Eukaryota, Metazoa, Arthropoda, Insecta, Orthoptera, Gryllidae. The record is from the annotation of a GenBank genome assembly.